This is a messenger RNA of Andrographis paniculata, 2444 nucleotides long. Its product is annotated as BAG-associated GRAM protein 1. The transcript is spliced from 18 exons. NCBI's taxonomy places the organism in Eukaryota, Viridiplantae, Streptophyta, Magnoliopsida, Lamiales, Acanthaceae. The record is from RefSeq and is a predicted model, not a curated record. Bases 294 to 2060 code for a protein of 588 amino acids.
GAUUUGGAAUCGACGCCUGAUUUUGCAACGGAUUCAACGCUCUCCCUCGUGGGCUUUUCGCUGCCCUCGCUUUCUGCCUUCUUUCUUUGACAUUUUCUCGAAUUCUUCGUUCCUGAAGAAAAACCCGUCUGUAUGUGUUGGGAUUAUUGUAUUAUCAUGCACGCAAGGGCACGCAGUCAACGAGCAACUGGGGGUUGAGUUUUGGCGUAUUGGGGCGAGUGAUUUCUUGUUUGAACUCUCUGGGAAUCGUGGGAAUUUGAGGAAUUGAAGGAAUUUUUUUUUUUAGUGGAAUAAUGGUGGCGGUGGACACUGCGAUGGAAAUUCUACUGCCUUCUUGGUGGGAGGUCCAGGUCUCGCUGGCGGCGGCGGUUUUUUUGCUGGUGGCGUACCGGCUCUUCGCCGGCGGGGGAGACGGCCGCGGCUGCUGCGAUGAUCGGACGGUUGUCGAUGGCGCGGGAAGCGGUGGGGGCGUGGUUAGUGAUCAGGAUAAGAUCGGCCUAUUUAAAGGGGAUUCCCAAGCAAAUUUCACAUACUUAGUUAAGGUGGAGCUGUUAGCAGCAAAGAAUCUUAUUGGAGCAAAUUUGAAUGGUACAUCAGAUCCUUAUGCAAUUAUUACUUGUGGUCCAGAAAAGCGGUUCAGUUCCAUGAUUCCGGGCUCAAGAAAUCCCAUAUGGGGAGAGGAGUUCAACUUUACUGUAGAUCAGUUUCCAGUGGAGAUUAAUGUGACAAUUUAUGACUGGGAUAUAAUUUGGAAAAGUGCAGUUCUUGGUUCAGUAUCAAUUCCUGUUGAACAGGAAGAUCAAACUGGUGCUUUGUGGUACACUUUGGAUAGUACAUCAGGGCAGGUUUGCCUUCAUAUAAAAACUGAAAAAAUCCCGAAGAAUUCUACCAGGGGUUUGAAUGGUUAUGCUGGUGCUAACAAUCGAAGGAGGACAUUGGAUAGACAAGGACCUACUGUUGUUCAUCAAAAAGCUGGGCCACUCCAAAAUAUUUUUAAUCUUCUGCCAGAUGAGGUUGUUGAACAUAGUUAUUCCUGUGCACUUGAAAGAUCAUUCUUAUAUCAUGGUCGGAUGUAUGUUUCAGCAUGGCACAUAUGCUUCCACUCUAAUGUUUUCUCAAAGCAAAUGAAGGUGAUUAUACCUUUGGGAGACAUAGAUGAGAUAAGGAGGAGUCAACAUGCAUUCAUUAAUCCAGCUAUUACAAUAAUUCUUCGGAUGGGUGCUGGUGGGCAUGGUGUGCCUCCGCUAGGCAAUCCUGACGGUAGAGUCAGAUAUAAAUUUGCAUCUUUCUGGAACAGAAAUCAUGCACUAAGAGGUUUACAGCGUGCGGUAAAGAACUAUCAUGAUAUGCUAGAGGCUGAGAAGAAGGAGAAGGAGCAAUCUGAGUUGCGUGCACACAGCAGCUCUAUCAGAGGUAGCAAAACGAAAUCUAAGGUUUCGGAAAAUUUGGUCAAAGAAGAGAAGUCUCAACCAUUUAUCAAGGAGGAUGUGCUUACUGAAAUUUACAAUGAUGAUUUCCCUUGCACGGUGGAUCAGUUCUUCAAAUUUUUAUUGGAUGAUGGUUCCACAUUCAUAAAUGAGUAUCGAAGCGUUCGCAAGGACACGAACCUCACUAUAGGUCAGUGGCACGCGGCUGAUGACUAUGAUGGACAAGUGAGAGAAAUUACAUUUAGAUCCUUGUGCAGCAGCCCGAUGUGUCCUCCAGAUACAGCAAUGACAGAGUGGCAGCACACAGUUUUGUCUGAAGAUAAGAAAAAACUGGUGUUUGAGACUGUGCAACAGGCGCAUGAUGUCCCAUUCGGAUCAUACUUUGAGAUUCAUUGUAGAUGGUCAUUAGAGUCCAACUCCGAGUCUUCGUGCACCAUGAAUAUUAAAGUUGGUGCACAUUUCAAGAAAUGGUGUGUGAUGCAGUCCAAGAUCAAAUCCGGAGCCAUCAACGAGUACAAAAAAGAGGUUGAAAUAAUGCUAGAGGUAGCUCGAUCAUACAUCCAAUCGAAAACCUCUUCUGAUGGGAUAGAAAACGGCGCCUCCUCUUCCCAAAUUCACCUCGAAAAUAGAUGAAAACCGGGCACCUGUGUUCUUCCAGUUUUGGCUUUUGCUGUUCUAUAGAGCGAUUGUCCUCCCGGCAUCUCCCUCGUUUUGUUCAUCGGUACGCCGUUUGAUGUAACAUUCUGUGCGUAUUUUGCUGCAACUCAGUCUUGUGUGUAUUUCCUUGUGUCAUGUCCCGUAAUCUAUGUGGAAUGACCGUUUGCUUACAAUAUAUAUGUAUAGGUACACACACACGCACACACAAACAUAUAUAUAUAUAUGUAUAUGUAUAUGCACAUUGUCCAGUUUACACGUACACAUCAUUCCUUCUUAAAAACACAGAUGGAAUGUUGAAUACAAAAAAAUGUUGUGAUCAAUGUCCUUGUCAUGUAAUGUCAAAAUUUUUGUCUUGUUUUA